Plasmodium vinckei vinckei is the source of this 1071-nucleotide messenger RNA. Its product is annotated as conserved Plasmodium protein, unknown function. Bases 1 to 1071 code for a protein of 356 amino acids. Lineage: Eukaryota; Apicomplexa; Aconoidasida; Haemosporida; Plasmodiidae. The record is from RefSeq and is a predicted model, not a curated record. The transcript has 4 exons.
AUGUCUCGAAAGUAUAUAUAUUUUUUAUUUUUUUUGAUUAUAAACAUAAAGAUAGUAAAAUUUAGUAAAGCAACAUUUAAUUAUUUAAAUGAAAUAGAUUUUUCCCCACAAUUUGAAAAAAUAUUUGAAAAUUGUUUUUAUAUCCCCAAUACAUUAUGUUUAGGGGGAACAAGCUCAGUUAUUACUGCUGAUAACAUUCAUAGAGGGUUAAUAGGAAAAUGGACAUUUGAUGAUGUAUAUGCAAUUGAUUAUAGUUCAAAUAAUAAUCAUAUGCAUAAAUUUAUAAGACCAGCUCCAGGUUUUAAUGGACAUGGAUAUAGUGGUGCCUUUUUGGGUGAUAUGUCUGGAUUUGUACCUGCCUCAGAUACAUUAAAAUCAACCGAAUUUACCAUAAUAUUUUGGAUAUAUUUAUUAGAACAAUCAACUAGCCAUUUUCGUAAUAUAAUCUCGCAAAUUGAUGGAGAAGAAGAGAAAAUAGAGAUAUUGUUACAUCCAUAUAUAACAAGACUAUCUAUUAAAAUAUUUGGAGAGAAUAAUUCAAAUGAGGGUUUAUCGUCUAUCGGAUAUAUCCCAUUAAGGAGGUGGACAAAUGUUGCAAUAAAAUUAAGUGAAAAAAAUAUAGAAAUAUAUAUAAAUGGAAUAUUUGAUAAUUCUGUACAUUUAAAAAAUAAUAAUAUAGAAAAAAAAGGUGAUAUAAAUAUUGGGAAAAAUUCUAAAUAUUCAAGCUUUAAUGGUUACAUUGAUGAAUUAUAUUAUUAUAAUCGGAAUUUAAGUAUAUCAGAAAUAAAAUCUUUUUUGCUUCCUAGUAUAACUGGGAUUAGUGAUACAGAAUUUGUGUAUGUAGGACAUUAUUCUUGUGAUUAUAAAUUAGCUAUGAGUAUAAGCUUAUGUAAAGAUAAUUAUCGUUUAUGUUCUUCAACCGAUUUUUAUAAUGGUGUUAUUCAUUAUGCUAGAGUUAAUGGAAUAAUAUCAGAAAAAUCAAAUUUAUGGAGUUUAGAUAUUUCUCCUGAUUUGUUUCAAAAGGGAGAGAAAAGAAUUGCACUAUGUUGUAAAGUCUACAAUCAAUCAUAG